AUGCAAAUCUUCGUCAAAACCCUUACAGGUAAGACCAUUACCUUGGAAGUCGAGUCAUCCGACACCAUCGACAAUGUCAAGUCCAAGAUCCAAGACAAGGAAGGAAUCCCACCAGACCAACAAAGAUUGAUCUUUGCUGGUAAGCAAUUGGAAGAUGGAAGAACCUUGUCCGAUUACAACAUCCAAAAGGAAUCUACUUUGCACUUGGUGUUGAGAUUGAGAGGUGGUGGUAAAAAGAGAAAGAAGAAGGUCUACACUACCCCAAAGAAGAUCAAGCACAAGCACAGAAAACACAAGUUGGCUGUCUUGACUUACUACAAGGUUGACAACGAUGGAAAUGUUGAAAGAUUGAGAAGAGAAUGUCCAUCCCCAACCUGUGGUGCUGGUAUCUUUAUGGCCAACAUGAAGGACAGACAAUACUGUGGUAAAUGUCACUUGACCUUGAGAGCUAACUAA
Lodderomyces theae is the source of this 456-nucleotide messenger RNA. RefSeq names its product ubiquitin-ribosomal 40S subunit protein S31 fusion protein (gene UBI3). Lineage: Eukaryota; Fungi; Ascomycota; Pichiomycetes; Serinales; Debaryomycetaceae. The transcript has a single exon. The record is from RefSeq and is a predicted model, not a curated record. Gene Ontology annotation, molecular function: ubiquitin protein ligase binding; structural constituent of ribosome; protein tag activity. Gene Ontology annotation, cellular component: cytoplasm; ribosome; nucleus. Bases 1 to 456 code for a protein of 151 amino acids. Gene Ontology annotation, biological process: protein ubiquitination; translation; modification-dependent protein catabolic process.